Messenger RNA from Daucus carota subsp. sativus, 1940 nucleotides. RefSeq names its product sulfite exporter TauE/SafE family protein 4. Gene Ontology annotation, cellular component: Cul4A-RING E3 ubiquitin ligase complex; membrane. The record is from RefSeq and is a predicted model, not a curated record. Lineage: Eukaryota; Viridiplantae; Streptophyta; Magnoliopsida; Apiales; Apiaceae. Bases 220 to 1608 code for a protein of 462 amino acids. Gene Ontology annotation, biological process: protein ubiquitination. The transcript is spliced from 12 exons.
GAGCGCAAACGUAGCUAUUCUAUUCUUUCUAUAAUUAUAAAUAAAUGUUGUGGCAUAGUGUAUCAACACUAUUGCUGUGUGGUACACAAUAACACAAACCUCUCCCCUGUAUUUGUAACGCACAGAAGAGGACUACUUAAUUGAGUUCAAGGCAGUUGCGGUGGCUACGUGUGCAGUAACAGCCUUUUCAUAUCUUACCUAGACUCCGUGUGUUGAGUUAUGGCGACUAAAUUUAUGCUUCUCUAUUUGCUGCCAACUUUCUCUGUUGCUGUUCUCUCUGCGUUUUUUAUUCCCCAGCCUUCCAACAAUUUUUACACCGAUGAAUUAUUUCUUUCGUAUUCCAACGUCACUUAUUUGUCUAAUGGAAGUGACACUAGGCAUUGGCCCGAACUGGAAUUCAACUGGAGGAUAGUUGUGGCAACGGUGAUGGGAUUCUUGGGUUCGGGGUUCGGGACUGUAGGCGGGGUUGGAGGGGGAGGCAUCUUUGUUCCCAUGCUCACUUUAAUUGUUGGAUUUGAUACCAAGUCUGCGGCUGCUCUUUCCAAGUGUAUGAUAAUGGGAGCAUCAACUGCAUCAGUAUGGUACAACUUACGGGUGCCACAUCCUUGCAGAGAAGUGCCGAUACUAGAUUAUGAUCUAGCGCUUCUCUUCCAGCCAAUGCUCAUGUUAGGCAUUACCAUUGGUGUUUCUCUCAGUGUCGUUUUCCCCUAUUGGCUAAUCACAGUCCUCAUCAUCAUUCUUUUCCUAGGGACAUCCUCAAGAUCUUUCUUCAAGGGUAUUGAGAUGUGGAAAGAAGAGACUCUUUUGAAGAAAGAAAUGUCAAAGCAGCUAAAGACAGCAAAUUCUCGUGGUGAACUUCUUAUCGAUACAAUGUAUGAUCCAUUAAUUCCAAGACCGGAAAAAACACCAAUGGAAAUUUUUCUGUUCAAUUUAAGAUGGAAAAAUAUUGCAGCACUACUACUUGUGUGGGUUUCAUUCUUGCUUCUUCAAAUUAUUAAGAAUGAUUUAGUGGUUUGUAGUUCAUGGUAUUGGGUGCUUAAUCUGUUGCAGUUACCAGUUGCACUUGGAGUAUUUGGAUAUGAAUGUGUCAAAUUAUAUACUGAAAGCAAGAAGCGGAGAAAUACUGGGAAUCCGGAAUCAGUAUGCGAAGCUGCAAUCGAGUGGACUAUGCCAAACCUUGUAUUUUGUGCACUAUGUGGCAUCUUAGGAGGCACUGUUGGAGGGCUGCUUGGUUCUGGUGGUGGUUUCAUUCUUGGUCCUCUCUUGCUUGAAAUUGGUGUGAUUCCCCAGGUUGCUAGCGCGACAGCAACAUUUGUGAUGAUGUUCUCUUCAUCCUUAUCUGUGGUGGAGUUCUACCUUCUUAAGAGAUUCCCCAUUCCUUUUGCACUGUACCUCAUGUUCAUUUCUGUUUUGGCUGGCUUUUGGGGACAACUCUUCAUAAGAAAACUCAUUGCAGUGCUAAAGAGGGCUUCACUGAUUGUGUUCAUCCUCUCUGCUGUCAUCUUUGCUAGUGCUUUGACAAUGGGUGUUGUUGGUACCGAAAAGAGCAUCAAAAUGAUAAACAAUCACGAGUUCAUGGGAUUUUUAGGAUUCUGUUCCAGUCAAUGAUCAAUCUUCACUGAUUAGUGAAUAUGCUAAAAGUAUGUUGGUCAAUCCACGUUGACCAAAGAUUAAUGUAUUCUUGAUGGAUAGCAGCGAGGUGUUGGUCAAUUAGGCAUUGACCAAGCCAGCACCGCUGUGAUGACCCAAUUCAGGGUUCAUUCAUUUGCUCAUACCUUAGUUUGUGUGUGCAAGAGCAUGGUUCUGUAGGUGUUAGAUUAACACCAUUACAGACACCACUAGCUCUAUUUGUUUACCAUAUUUUGUAGUAUUUGUUCUUAAUCAUGUGUACAACAUUUAUCUAGAUGGAUUCUUGCUGAAUUGGAACUGCAGUUUCUGUA